CGGACCCUCCUCCAUUUCUCUCUCGAUUUCCCUCUCUUUCACACACCACACGCACUUGCGCAUUGUCUCUCUCUCUCUCUCUCUAGAACAUUUUUUUUCGGUUGGGAGCGUUAAUGCAGAAGAUUAUUUUAGGAAACUUUUCUAAGCGGACACAGAAUCCGUGAUUUAUUUGUAUAACUCAUCUGGAAAUCUGCAAUUUCCUCUCUGUAUUUGUGAGAAAAAGCAAAUUAUUUAUUUUGACUAGGAUUUUCUGAAUUCUGCUCGGUUUACUGCGCAAGUUGGAGAAAAAAAGCAAGGAUUCGUGUCCGUGUUUGGUAGCAGUUCCGGUUCUCUGCGCUAUUGAGCUGCUUGGCUUGGAUUUGUCGUUCGACGAGUAUUUUGGGGGAAGAGUGCUUUUCCUGUACGGGAGAGAGUUGUUUUUGUUCUGAUUUUAGUUUGCAUUUGGAGUUUGUAGUCUGAGAUCGCGUGCGGAGAGUGUUCGGAGUUCGAAUCUGAUGUGUUUUUCUCGAACUCCGCAGAAUUUCGGGGCAUCUUAGAGACCUGCUGACUUUCAAAUAGUUUCUGGUGAAUUUGAACUUCAGAGAAAAUGGGGUUUGAAUCCGGAACUAUCAUAGACCCUGUGAAACUGGCAACUUCUGACCAUGCUUCGGUGGUCUCAAUUACCUUAUUUGUCACGCUCUUGUGUACGUGUAUUGUGAUUGGUCAUCUAUUGGAGGAAAACCGUUGGAUGAACGAAUCAAUCAUCGCCCUUAUAAUUGGUCUAGGCACUGGAGUUUUCAUUCUACUUGUAAGUGGAGGCAAAAGCUCACAUCUUAUGCUGUUCAGCGAGGAUCUUUUCUUCAUUUAUCUGCUUCCUCCAAUUAUUUUUAAUGCUGGGUUCCAGGUGAAAAAGAAACAAUUCUUUCGCAAUUUCAUAACUAUAAUGAUGUUUGGAGCACUUGGUACAUUGAUAUCCUUCAUCAUCAUAUCAUUGGGUGCUAUUGCCUUCUUUGGAAAAAUGGAUAUCGAUCUUGCUAUUGGAGAUUUUCUUGCAAUUGGAGCUAUUUUUGCUGCAACAGAUUCUGUCUGCACAUUGCAGGUGUUAAGUCAAGAUGAGACACCAUUACUCUACAGUCUAGUAUUUGGAGAAGGCGUUGUAAAUGAUGCAACAUCGGUGGUGCUUUUCAAUGCGGUCCAGGAUUUUGACCUCUCUCAUAUCAAUACAGGGAUUGCUUUGCAGCUAAUUGGAAACUUCUUUUAUUUGUUUAUCACAAGCACUGCGUUGGGAGUUGUAGCUGGGCUGCUUAGUGCCUAUGUCAUAAAGAAGCUAUAUUUUGGAAGGCACUCUACUGAUCGUGAGGUUGCUAUCAUGAUGCUCUUGGCUUACCUUUCAUACAUGUUGGCGGAAUUAUUCUAUUUAAGCGGUAUCCUCACCGUUUUCUUCUGUGGGAUUGUGAUGUCACACUACACCUGGCAUAAUAUCACAGAGAACUCAAGAAUUACCACUAAGCAUACCUUCGCAACAUUGUCAUUUGUUGCUGAGACAUUCAUAUUUCUUUAUGUUGGCAUGGAUGCUCUAGACAUGGAGAAGUGGAAAGUCGUCAGUGACAGCCCAAAAACCUCAAUUUCUGUCAGUGCAACUCUACUGGGUCUGGUUUUGGUUGGAAGAGCAGCCUUCGUUUUCCCCUUGUCAUUUCUGUCUAACUUGACCAAGAAGUCUCCUUAUGACAAAAUUGACUUCAAGAAGCAAAUUACUAUAUGGUGGGCUGGUCUCAUGCGGGGCGCUGUUUCAAUGGCCCUUGCUUACAACCAGUUCACCAGGGCAGGUCACACCCAGUUACGUGGGAAUGCUAUCUUGAUUACCAGUACCAUUACAGUUGUUCUGUUCAGCACUGUGGUAUUUGGCUUGAUGACGAAACCUCUAGUGAGGUUGUUGAUGCCCUCAUCCAAACAACUUAGCAGAAUGAUGUCUUCCGAGCCACUCACUCCCAAGUCCUUCAAUGUCCCACUUCUUGGCGAGAGUAUGGAUUCUGAAGGCGAGCUUUUCGGUGGAAAUGGACUGGGUUCAGACGCUCAUGGAAGUGGCCAGGGGGGAGUGCGUCCUAGCAGGUUACGGAUGCUAUUGACUACCCCUACCCGUACGGUCCACUACUAUUGGAGAAAAUUCGACGAUGCCUUCAUGCGUCCCGUUUUCGGUGGCCGUGGGUUCGCACCCUACGUACCUGGCUCUCCAACCGAGGAAAACGUGAAUUACUGGCAAGGAGAAAACAAGUACUGAGGCCAUAUUAUGUGUUGAGCAGUACGACCCAAAGAGGGAGCUCCGAGAGGUUUUUCCUCCCCAUGACUAGGUUCUUUUGCGGAAACACCCAAUCGGUGUAUAGUUUGUUUGUGGUAAGUUUCUGUGUAUAUGGUUUUUGUUUCCCAAUUUACAUCUUGAUGUAUAGGCAUGAUGUAAUUAAAUGUUUGGGUUGCGGAUUGUAAGUUAUAUAUAACUUUUAACAUAUUAGUUAUCAAAUGCAGUUGUAGUUUCAUCAA
Molecule: messenger RNA, 2514 nt
Organism: Sesamum indicum (sesame)
Lineage: Eukaryota; Viridiplantae; Streptophyta; Magnoliopsida; Lamiales; Pedaliaceae
Source: RefSeq, a predicted model, not a curated record